AUGAAGACAAGAAACCACACCAGUGUUUCUGAAUUUUACCUCCUCGGCCUUUCUGAGCAUCAGGGAGAGCAGUCUCUCCUCUUUGGCAUCUUCCUGGUCACUUACCUGGUCACCGUGGUGGGGAAUAGUCUCAUCAUCCUGGCAAUUGGCUCUGAUCCCCACCUCCACACCCCCAUGUACUUCUUCCUAUUUAACUUCUCCCUCACGGACCUGUGUUUGUCAUCUACUACGGUCCCCAAGAUGCUGGAGAACAUCCAGGCUCACAGGCACACCAUCCCCUAUGCUGGAUGCCUGUCCCAAGUCUGUUUCUUCCUGUGGUUCAUUGGUCUGGAUGUUUUCCUCCUGGCAGUGAUGGCAUAUGACCGACUUGUGGCUAUCUGCCAUCCCCUUCACUACACUACCGUCAUGAGUCUCAGACGCUGCAUCCUGCUGGUGGCCACGUCCCUCGUCCUUGCACAUUCCUACUCUCUAACCCACACCAUUCUCCUGGCUCAGCUAUCCUUCUGCCAGGACAACAUCAUCCCUCACUUCUUUUGUGAACUUCUUCCACUGUUGAAGCUCUCCUGUUCCAACACCUACGCCAACCAGUGUGUGCUGAUGUACUGGGGAGGAGCACUAACGGUCUUGAUCCCCUUGCUCGUCAUCAUUUCAUAUGCCCGCAUCGUGGCCACCAUUGUGAGGGUCCCAUCAGCAAGAGGGAAGUGGAAGGCCUUCUCCACCUGUGGCUCCCACCUCUUUGCAGUUUGCUUGUUCUACGCGUCGGCUAUCGGGGUGUACUUCAUUCCCUCUGCUGCUGAUUCCGCAGGCAAGGACCGAAUCGCGGCAGUGAUGUAUGCUGUGGUGACCCCCAUGUUGAACCCGUUCAUCUAUAGCCUGAGAAACAAAGACAUGAAGUGUGCCUUGGGCAGACUCCUGAGCAGGGGGGCAUGGCGAUCUCCGUAA
Molecule: messenger RNA, 942 nt
Organism: Ictidomys tridecemlineatus (thirteen-lined ground squirrel)
Lineage: Eukaryota; Metazoa; Chordata; Mammalia; Rodentia; Sciuridae
Product: olfactory receptor 1f45
Biological process (GO): G protein-coupled receptor signaling pathway
Cellular component (GO): membrane
Molecular function (GO): G protein-coupled receptor activity; olfactory receptor activity
Source: RefSeq, a predicted model, not a curated record